Messenger RNA from Cooperia oncophora, 1937 nucleotides. Lineage: Eukaryota; Metazoa; Nematoda; Chromadorea; Rhabditida; Trichostrongylidae. The record is from the annotation of a GenBank genome assembly.
UUAAACAGGCUGCGGAGUCUGAACGAUUGCUCAAGGAAGGCUUACAGGCUAAGCUGGCAGCAUUUGGUGAUGAAACUCCUGGUGAGGAAGCGAAACGUUUGGGCGAAGAAUUGGUGCGAUUGAAUGAGCGUCAUACGGAAAUUGUUGCACAAGAGGACAAAAAGAGAAAGCAACUAGUUGAGCAUUAUCAAGGACAACUAGCUGACCUCCAAGCCCAGUUUGAUGAAAAGGAUGUUGAGCUUCGAAGCGCUCGCAGUAGGUUGGAAGAGGAACGUGCUCAAUUCGCGCUACAACAGGAGCAAAACUCGAAAAACGUGGAGAUCCAAUACGAUCGUCUCCAAAAAGCUUUCGAGGAAAACACUGCUAAGUUGAAAUUGGAGAACGAGAACUUGAGAGCUGAGCUGAGUCGCCUCCACUCUGAGAUAGAAAUGGCUCGACCUGGUAUUAACGAGCAGCAGUUGCAUGAGAUCCUCAACUGGGUGAACGAAGAAAAGGCGACCAGAGAGGAGAUGGAGCUGCUCACUCGACGGAUCACCGGCGAUAUCGAGACUUUAAAACUGCAAAACGGCACGAAUGGAGGUACGCCUCAUAGUGGACAAUACAGUAAUAUCACUACGCCAGCAUCAGGAUGGGGAUCUCGUCGAAUGAACAAGGCGGCCAAAAUGGAGAUUCUGGACGCAAAGAAAGCACUGAAUGCCGAGAUAAGAGCAAAGUGUGAACUUCAAGAGGAGCUGAGCAAGACGCGAUCGGCUUUGUUUGCGUCAAAGGCCCGCCUGGACGAAUGCGAAGAACGGUUGGCAGCCGCGAGAAAGGAGAACGAAACGUUGAAAGCAGAACUACGCGCCGGUAACCGUGACAGUGUGGAAGAUGGUCGUGCAUUCUUCAAUAUGGUUCCCGAAGGUCGUACAUCUACGCCGCGUGAUUCGGUACACAAUUCCUUCAGUACUGACUACGAGAUCUCCAACAGCAGGAGAUACGGUGUUCCAGGAAUCCCUUCACCAGCACCACCGCCUGCGUACGAGAAUACGGUUAGGCAUAGUCAGACACCCUCAACUGCAUCUACGAUGUUGGUGGGGAAUCGGGGAGCAAGUCCGAAGGUAAUCCAGUCGCUGAAUAACGCCUUGAGUGGGCGUGGUCAUCAAUUCCAGCAUGUUCACUUAAAUGCGCCAACGAAAUGUGGUCAUUGCACAUCUAUAUUGGUGGGGUUGGAUCGUCAAGGACUGUAUUGCCAGACAUGUCACUAUGCAUGUCAUGUGCAUUGCUCAUCUCGAGUAGUACCUCAAUGUCCUGUACCACCUGACGCUCGUCGACCACUUGGAAUAGAUCCACUCAAAGGUGUUGGGACCGCCUACGAGGGAUUAGUGAAGACGCCACGUGCAGGUGGUGUGAAGAAGGGCUGGCAACACACGUAUGUGGUUGUGUGCGACUUCAAGCUCUACCUGUAUGACUGUGUUACUGACAGGCAGAAUAAGGCCAAUGAGAUCCAGCCAGUUAUUAGACAGGUCCUCGAUAUGCGAGAUCCCGACUUUGGUGUGACCGGCGUCAACGAGCAAGAUGUUAUACAUGCUAAUAAGAACGAUUUGGCCAAAAUUUUCCGCAUCACGACAAGUCAGAUUCAAGGCUCAUCCAUGACAGAUGAAAGUACCAUGACAAGGCAGUAUACAUUGUUGAUGGCAGAUAGCCAGGAGGAAAGAAAGAAAUGGGUAAUUGCCUUGAAUGAGCUCAAAACUCUGCUCAAAAGGUCUCGAUUAGCCGACAGGAGUGCCUUCACCGUAAAGGAAGUGUUCGACGUGGCCAGUUUACCAUCAAUACGAGUAGCACAAUGUGCAGUGGUUAUUGAUCGGACAAAAGUGGUGAUCGGCUUUGCCGACGUCGGCAUGUACUGCGUGGAAUUGGAUCGUGAGGUACGCGCAGUUUGUUUAUUCUUGCUGUUCUAG